This is a messenger RNA of Striga hermonthica, 2348 nucleotides long. The record is from the annotation of a GenBank genome assembly. NCBI's taxonomy places the organism in Eukaryota, Viridiplantae, Streptophyta, Magnoliopsida, Lamiales, Orobanchaceae.
UCAACUCCAAUAACAAACAGUUAGAUACGUCUCGACGGAAAGUCAAAGCUUAUGCCCGGGAGGCACAGAAUGCCGAGAAACGAGUCAUGAAUGUUGACCUUCGAGAUACCAUUAACAAACGGAAUUGUCCUAUCACAUUCAGUAUCGAAGAUGCCAAUUUAUUUGCUCAUCCUCAUUCCGACGCUCUUAUUAUAACGGCCCCGAUUGGAGGGGUUCCUGUUCAUCGGAUUUUGGUCGACACAGGAGCUUACUCAAGUAUUUUGAUGCUUCGUACGUUCAAAAAAUUGGGUUUGGACCCCGCAGACAUUAGGCCGUGCAACGACCAAAUUCAAGGUUUCAAUGGAAGCAUUUCUUGUCCUGUCGGUGAAAUACUGCUCCCUAUUCGGUUUGGUGGCUUUGGACCAAAAUCCAAGAUCAUUAUGGAAACCUUCAAAGUCCUGGAUGUCCAGAACGAAUAUAAUGCCGUAAUAGGACGAACCGCCCUUUACAAACUCCGUGCUGCUGUGUCAAUUUUUCAUUAUGCCCUGAAGUUCCCCACCAUUGAAGGAGAAGGCACUCAUUACCGAGAUCAACGAGAAGCCCGAAGUCUGAUGUUGCUCUCAACCUCGCGUAGAUUUUACAUGAUUGAAGAGCAGGAUGCUGAUAACUCCGUUGAGCCAAGUAAUUCAACUUUUGAUGCUGAAAGAACUGAUCAAUUCAUUCCAGAUACCGACAUGCCGCUUACUGAUACCGACAUCCCUAUGACGUCGGUUUUGCCUGAAACAUUAACUAAAGUCCUCGAUCAAGAACCACCUUUUCAUGAGAAAGAUGCAGAAAUGCACGAAGAUAUGAAUCCACGGAUUCAGUUCAAAGAUGGGAAUCGCCAUAAAUUCGGCCCGGAUCGCCAGAAGGCUCUUGAAGAGGAAGUAAAUAAGCUCAUAGACAAUAAAUUUGUCAAAGAAGCCAAGUACCCGACGUGGAUAUCAAAUCUUGUCUUGGUCAAGAAAGCCACCGGCCUUUGGCGUCUGUGCAUAGAUUUUUCAGAUUUGAAUCAAGCAUGCCCGAAAGAUAGCUACCCAAUUCCACACAUUGAUUACAUGGUAGAUGCUACGUCGGGACAUCAACUUAUGAGUUUCUUGGAUGCCUAUUCAGGCUAUAAUCAGAUUCCCAUGCACCCUGAUGACGCCGAACAUACCUCGUUCUACUCAGCUCGAGGCCUCUAUUGCUAUGUCAUGAUGACUUUCGAAUUGAAGAAUGCAGGGGCCACGUAUCAGAGGUUCGUCAAUAAAAUGUUUGCUUGCCUGAUCGGCCACACGAUGGAAGUUUAUGUAGACGACAUGUUAGUGAAGUCGGAACAGGCUUCUGAUCACAUCACUCAUCUUUCCGAGGUCUUUGAUAUACUCCGAGAAUAUUCUAUGGUGCUUAAUCCCAAAAAGUGUACUUUCGGAGUCGGUUCAGGGAAGUUUUUAGGAUACAUGGUGAGCCAGAGAGGGAUCGAGGCCAAUCCCGCUAAGAUUCAAGCUAUACUUGACCUAGCUCCCCCGACAUCUAUCAAGGGCGUCCAAGCUUUAACUGGUCGACUGGCGGCUCUCAAUCGAUUCAUUUCAAAGUCUACAGAUCAUUGCAAGCCAUUUUUUGAUGCUAUCAAAAAGAAGAAAUCGUUUGAGUGGACCAUGGAAUGCCAGAAUGCUUUUGACAACAUCAAAGAAGUUCUCUCACGGUUACCGACAUUGCAGAAGCCACUUCCUGAUGAGCCUCUGUAUUUGUACCUUGGUGUAAGCAACGUUGCUGUUAGCGCUGUUCUUAUACGACAAGACGGGCUUGAACAGCUUCCAGUAUAUUAUGUUAGUAAGGCCUUACAUGACGCUGAAUUGCUGUAUCCGCAUAUGGAAAAGUUAGCCUUCGCUUUGAUCAUCGCUGCGCGAAAGCUGCGUCCAUAUUUUCUGGAACACUCAAUUGUUGUAUUUACGACAUACCCUCUCCGACAAGUCCUUCACCGACCUGACACAUCGGGAAGAAUGAUUAAAUGGGCGAUAGAAUUGGGACAGUUUGAUAUUCAGUACCGACCACGGACCGCUAUCAAAGCUCAAGUAUUAUCUGAUUUCAUUGCUGAAUUUACUCCAGGUGUCAGUGCAUCUAUUGAAGAUCCAACAUGGACUCUUUACGUUGAUGGGUCGUCCACCGCUAUACGGGCUGGAGGAGGGAUUGUCUUAGUUAGUCCUGAUCAACAAGUGUUUUGCUACUCUGUAGCAUUCACCUUCCCGGCCACCAACAACGAAGCCGAGUACGAGGCCCUCUUAUCAGGCCUACGCUUUGAUGAAUCAAUGAACGUCUCGUCCCUUCGAAUACUUUCCGAUUCUCAGUUAUUA